AGACAGCCCCCUCCGCGGCUGCUCGCAGCCUCGUCCUGCAGGCUACUCCACUCGUCCACUCCGACAGGCAUGGUCACAUUCCCGCUUUGAGCUGGUGUCCUCCUUUUUGCAUGGACAUUUAAGCGUGAGCUUUUGUCACUGUGCCCUGGGUUCGAUGCGCGGGGGGUGGGGGCGCCAUGGCCAGCCCGAGCGAGCAGCAGCAGCAGCAACAGCAGGAUUAUUUCCGAUCGGCGAGCAGCGAGUCCACGACCUACAUGAUGGUUCCGACCGGGGGGGCCAGCGGCGGCGCGGGGCGGCGAGAAGCCCCGUCCAAGAUGUGGGUGGCCCUGGUGGUGGCGGUGGUGGUGGUCCUGCAGGUGGCCUCCACCACGGGGCUCUUCGUCUACCUGAACAUGUCCAUCUCGCAGGUGCGCAGUCAGGGGGUGACGGAGGAGCUCAAAUGUCUGAGUUUGCUCAACGCUCUGGACCAGGACAUCCCGGAGCAGCUGGCCCAGCUCCUUGGAGAACCUUGCAUCAAGCUAGCCGAAGGCAUCAAAGCCUACAUCUCCAAGGUGACUGAGAACAUCAUCUCCAAACAAACCUUUAUGGUGGCCAGAACCAUGCCUCGCUCUUUCAACAACUCGGGGUCAAAAUUCUUGAGCACAGUUGUCCAAAGGCCUUCGGCCCAUUUGACCCUGCGGGACACCAAUUUGCAAGGGUACCCUCAGACGGGACUCCACCAGUCCUGCCGCCACGUGGUGCGCUCGUGGGCCAAUAGGAGCUUGGGCGCUCACCUGCACAACAUGACCCUGAGCAACGGCAGGCUGCGGGUUCCCCAGGACGGCCGCUACUACCUGUACUCGCAGGUGUACUUCCGCUACCCGUCGCCCGCCAGCGGCGACGUGGACCAGCGCAGCGUCAGCCACCAGCUGGUACAGUGCGUCUACAAGAAGACCUCCUACCCGAGUCCCAUUCAGCUUCUGAAGGGGGUUGGCACCAAGUGCUGGGCGCCUGACGCUGAAUACGCCCUCCAUUCCGUCUACCAAGGGGGACUUUUUGAGCUGAGGGCCGGCGACGAAAUCUUUGUCUCCGUCUCGUCGCCGACUAUGCUUAACGCAGACGAGUCCUCCAGCUACUUCGGUGCCUUCAGACUGGACCUCUGAGCGCCGGUGUAAAUGGGAGGACCAUAGGCGAACCAGAGGAGGACCGAGGUCCGGAAGUUGACUUUUCCCGCUUUGCUUGGAAGGAUGCGCAGAACCGCUCGACAGGCGAGGAACUCGACGAGAGUGAAAAGGCGGGACAAAGUCCUGACAACUUCUUUGAGCCAGAGCAAACCACUAAGGGGGCUAAAAGACACAAGGCUGCUGAUGAACAUGUUUUAAUCCUCCGGGAAGAUUGUUUUUUUUUUU
Molecule: messenger RNA, 1388 nt
Organism: Hippocampus zosterae (dwarf seahorse)
Lineage: Eukaryota; Metazoa; Chordata; Actinopteri; Syngnathiformes; Syngnathidae
Product: tumor necrosis factor ligand superfamily member 10-like
Exons: 7
Coding region: 177-1142 (321 amino acids)
Biological process (GO): immune response
Cellular component (GO): membrane
Molecular function (GO): tumor necrosis factor receptor binding
Source: RefSeq, a predicted model, not a curated record